Messenger RNA from Canariomyces notabilis, 1470 nucleotides. RefSeq lists its product as uncharacterized. Lineage: Eukaryota; Fungi; Ascomycota; Sordariomycetes; Sordariales; Chaetomiaceae. The record is from RefSeq and is a predicted model, not a curated record. The coding region runs from base 1 to 1470 and encodes 489 amino acids. Gene Ontology annotation, cellular component: Ino80 complex. The transcript is spliced from 3 exons. Gene Ontology annotation, biological process: chromatin remodeling.
AUGUCUACCCGGCCCCGCCGCUCGGCGGCUCAGCGCGCCACCAUGGCAAUCACUGACUUGGCCGACAGAGACCGAGAGCCCAGCGAGCGCAUCAUGUCGUCGCGCUCGCGCCGUUCGGGGGGUGGUAUCGCCUCCCUCUCACGGGGUCCGCCCUCAUCGCCAGGAAGCAACCCCUCCGACUCGAAUCAGCAUAUUCAUCUUACAGUCAAACUGCCUUCGAGCAAGCUGCGGCAGGCUACCAGUAGCAGCAGUAGUGCCAAACGCAUCUCAUCUGGCAGCGCGCCUGCAGCAGCCAGCCGUAGCACCGGGUCUUCUGCCAAGCGAACUAAUAGAGCCGGCAAGAAGAGCUACGUGAUUGAGAGCAGCGAGGAGGAGGACGAGAAGGUAGACGAAGAGGAAGAGGAGGAGGAAGAGGAAGAAGAAGAGGAAGAAGACGACGAGGAGGAAGAGGAGGACGAGAUUGAGGUCGGCGCUCGAGCGGGUAUAGCCGCUGUUGAGGAUGAAGAGGAAGAGGAGGAAGAGGACGACCAGAUGGCGGGACCCGGUGACGAGGAUGCGGAGGGUGAUGAUGACGGGGAUGAAAUGGAUGUUGAUGCCGAAGGAGAAGACGACGACGAUGCUGACGCCGAUGGCGAUAUCGACAUGGAUAUAACGCCAGCUCCCGCCCCCCCCACCAUCAAAAUCUCCAAACCCUCCAAAGACACAGCCAUAGCUACUAAUAAAGGCAAAAGCACAUCUGCGAAGCAUGGCUCAAACGUCACCACAGCAAAGGGCGCCGCUAGGGCUGAUGAGGAAGACGAUGCGCAAGACGACGAGGAGCUGAGCGAGUUGGAAAGCGAGCAAGACGACGUCAACGAGGCAGUUGAAGUUGCCAACGGCGAAGAGGAUGCCGAAGGCGAGGACGACGAGGUCGCGGACGUCGAUGCUGAGGGUGAAGAGAUUGAGGUUGCCGAUGAGGAUGCCGAGGGCGAGGAGGACGACGAAAUCGAGAGCGAUGACGAGGGCACUGGCACACCGGACUUGUCCAAGCUGACUGCCCGCCAGCGAGCCAAGCUCGGGGAUGUCUCGCACGAGUAUAUGAAGCUUUCUGAUGAGGUCCAAGCAAAGAAGCACUUCACGGCUGAGGAGCUCUCUAUGAGGCGGGCGGAAAUGGCCCGCCGUAGGCGUAACCUCAGCGAGAAACGGAAUGAGGAGGUCAAGAUGGAAACAAUCAACAAGCUACUCAAGAAACAAGCACCCAAAACUACCAAGCGCGCCGCCCUCUUGGCCGGCGAUGAGACCCCUGAGGUCGAGGGUCAGCGGCCUGACCCCAUGUUUAUCCGUUGGGUCAACACCAAGGAGGGCAGCCGUCUCGCCAUGCCGGAGGAACUUCUUACGGGGCCGGCCGGGCGACUGUUUGUUGGCGGUGCUGGCGGCAGUGGUGGUGGUCGUGGACUUGCAGGGGGUAAGAUGGUUGAGGAAGUAUCUUGA